This is a messenger RNA of Pediculus humanus corporis (human body louse), 1290 nucleotides long. Its product is annotated as mitochondrial 28S ribosomal protein S5, putative. Gene Ontology annotation, molecular function: structural constituent of ribosome; RNA binding. The coding region runs from base 1 to 1290 and encodes 429 amino acids. Gene Ontology annotation, cellular component: ribosome. The record is from RefSeq and is a predicted model, not a curated record. Gene Ontology annotation, biological process: translation. Lineage: Eukaryota; Metazoa; Arthropoda; Insecta; Psocodea; Pediculidae. The transcript has 7 exons.
AUGUUUAAAUUAGGAAUUAGAUUUUCGCCUUUAGUUUCUAACUGUUUUAAGAAAUAUGUUCAAUGUGUUCCUCAGAUUUCUCAGGUUAAACCUAAUUUAUUUCUACAACCUCAGUUUACAAGAAAUACAAGUUUUUUUAUUAAGUUAAGUGCAGAAGAUUUAUGGAGGGGAGCUACUAGUGUAAGUAAUGCUGGUAAAAAAAGAGGAAGAGGUAAAGGAACAGAUAGGAAAAUAAAACUAAAUUUAAACAAGGGCCAAAAAAUAGGAUUUGGAAAAACUAACAUGAUUUGGCCAGGAUUAACAUCUCCAGUUGUACAAGCUAAUACUUUGAUUGAAAUAAAAAAACUUCCUCCUUCUUCUGAACCUGUAGCAGAAGAAGCAGUAACAAAAAGAAAAAGAUUUUUUAAAAUUCAUCCAUUAGAGAGAGGUUGGCAUGGUACUAAUAUUAAGGGUAGAAGUUUGGGUUCACCUGAACUUAAUGAUUUAGGUGACUACAGUGAGUUUGAUAGUGUAUGUGUAGAAAGUAGACUUGGAGCCAUAAUGACUAAAACAAUGGGAAGAAAAAGACGAUUUACUUCAUUUGUGAUUUCGGGAAAUCGUAAUGGUUUAAUUGGUAUUGGCAAAGCCAGAUCAUCAGACUCCAAGUUUGCUGUAAAAAAGGCGCAAAGAAAAUCUGUUUUAAAGCUCAUUUAUGUUAAUUUGGAGGAAAAGCAUACAAUAAAUCAUGAUUUCUUUUAUCAAUUUGGUAAAACGAAAAUUUUUGCUUUCAAAAAACCAAAAGGAUUUGGUUUAAAAUGCCAUAGAGCUAUAAUUAGUUGUUGUAAAUUAAUAGGAAUCGAAGACCUUCAUGUUAAAAUUGAAGGUAGUGUUAAUGUAAAAAACGUUGUAAAAUGUUUUUUGUUAGGUCUAAUGCAACAGAAAAGUUAUCAACAAAUGGCUGACGAAAGUAAUCUUCAUGUAGUCGAAUACAACUCGUUAAAUUUAAAUUAUCCAAAUGUUCUUGCUUCACCUAAAGUUGAAAAUAAUGAAGAAAAUAAGCAUAACAAGAAUAAAGAACUUACCUUUGAAGAAUAUAUUUGGAAUAAUAAAGUUAUUUACAAAAGACCAAAAUAUUUAAAAUAUGAAAAAUUACCAUCAUGGCAGACACAUUUAAAGAAAACAUUGUUCAAAAGAAAUCAUAAUAAGGUUAAAACUGAAUUGCUGAAAAAUUAUGGAAAUCUACAAAGUUACUUAUAUGAUGUUUAUCCGGAAUGCAGAGCAGGAGCAGAAAGACAAAGAAAAGAAAAAUAA